Molecule: messenger RNA, 2849 nt
Organism: Motacilla alba alba
Lineage: Eukaryota; Metazoa; Chordata; Aves; Passeriformes; Motacillidae
Gene: MSANTD2
Product: Myb/SANT DNA binding domain containing 2
Exons: 5
Coding region: 1025-2209 (394 amino acids)
Source: RefSeq, a predicted model, not a curated record
GAGAAAAUCCACAAUGAGCUUUGUGACUGUCUCCUCCUUUGGUUUUCCUGAUUAUAAAUUAAGGGGAUAAUGUGUGUUCGUGUUGCAGGCAGUGUUGCAGAACAAUAAGCAAAAGCCUCGGUCUCUUCCAGUCUGAGCAGUCACUGGGCAGUGAUCAGGUCUGUUUUCAGUUACUUGUCCUAAAUUUCCUGCUUUCUGUAUCUGUACCAAUCUGUGUAUGUGCACUUCAGGAGCCGCGGAGCGGGAGGUGAGCUGGACACCGGGAGGAGUAGAGGAGGGCUCUGAAUCUCAGGAGGAAACUGGUUAGAAAUGUAUCCCUUUGCUGCUGAUGCUGUUAAACCAGUGUAUGAGGAGCAUUAGGUAGGUUCCAGCUUUCCUGGAGUUUUAAAAGUUCCUUUCUUUGGGGGGAAAAAAAACCAAGUAGUUUUUGUAAUGAUGUGUCCAUUACAGUCCUCCUGCAGAAGGCAAGGGAGCAGGACUAGUCCUUCCCAUAUUAAUGCCUGUCUUGAUUUCUGGAGACAGCUUUGCCACUCAGAACCUCAGCAAUCUGAUGAAUUUAAUUUUUAAAAGAGUAAAUGUUUUUUAGCAGUUUACCAAUCUGAAAAAAUUCCCAAGACCCAGAAAACCUGGGGCAUAUCAUUGUGUUUCAAACUCAGAGCAGUGGUAGAAUUAAAACCACCUUGAGGGUUGUGUAGAAAGCUUUAGUUUUUUUACCCCCAAGUUGUUGUCUUUUGCUCCAGAUUAGGGGGAAAACAUGGAUGGAACCAUAGGCUUAUCCAGCAGCAGUGAAGUGGCUUAGCCCUUGAUGUGGGAUGUCAAAGGGAUCACCAGAACUGGGUGAGGCUUUGGCAUCUGUGUGGGAGGUUGUGCCCCAGCUCUGUUUGAGAGGCUGCUCAAGCCAAGCCACCUCAGUGCUGUUACUUACUUGAUGCUUGAUAUCAAAGUCUGGGAACUGGGAGCAUUAUUGAUUUGACCUCUUUUAAAUUUCAGCAGCUUCACAAGAGACAGAGUGAGUUAGUAAGGAAUGCAAAAAUAUACCCUCCGCAGGUGCUACAGCCGCGUGAAGGAGCACGGCGUUGGCAAGAGGAAAAGCAGCUACACGUUUGAACAGCUGGAGCAGGUGUUUGGGCAGGGAGGAUGGGACUCCCAGCCCUGCCAGCCCGUCCUCAUCAACAGCAGCGGCUUGUACCAGGAGCUGGAGUCGGACGGCAGCACGAUGGAGGAAUACUCUCAGGAGGACUGGGGAAACCACAGUCAGGAUCUUCACUGCUACCAGACUGGCGAGCAGGAGUUGGAUGAAAUGCCUACCACAAAAAGAACAUUAAAGAUAAAACAGGAAUCUUCAGAAGACACGCAGAAGCGUGACGUCAUGCAAAACAUUAUGCAAAUCUUGGAGUCGGUCCAGUUGAAGUGGGAGCUGUUUCAGAGCUGGACGGACUUCUCCAGGCUCCACCUUUCCAACAAACUGGCCAUUUUUGGCAUUGGGUACAACACCCGCUGGAAGGAGGAUAUCCGUUACCACUACGCAGAGAUCAGCUCCCAGGUGCCCCUGGGCAAGCGGCUCCGGGAAUAUUUCAACUCGGAGAAGCCGGAGGGUCGGGUGAUCAUGACCCGAGUACAGAAAAUGAACUGGAAAAAUGUUUAUUACAAAUUCCUGGAGAUCACCAUCAGCGAAGCCAGAUGCUUGGAGCUGCACAUGGAGAUCGACUGGAUUCCCAUCGCUCACUCCAAGCCCACUGGAGGGAACGUGGUGCAGUAUUUAUUACCAGGGGGGAUCCCAAAAAGCCCUGGCCUGUACGCCAUUGGAUACGAGGAGUGCCACGAGAAGCUCCCCUCCCCUCUGGCCGAGCACCGGGCACCCGACCCCGGCAAUGAGACUCCAGGGGAGCUCGAGGUCCCCUCGCCACAGGCCUCCCUUCGGGUGGAUAUGGAAUCUGCCCGGAUUAUCUACUGUUACCUCGGCAUCGCCGAGGUCCGGACUCUCCAGCAGUGCCUGUUUUUACACUUCCAGGCAAACACCAAAACCUUCAGCAAAGAUUGGGUCGGGAUCAACGCCUUUUUAUCUCAGAACUGCGUCGUAGAGCCCGGCGUCUCGCCCAAAUCCAUCUACAUCAAAUUUGUGGAAGUGGAGAGGGAUUUUCUGUCUGCUGGCUCUUUGGUAGAGUGCCUGGAAAAAGCCAUCGGGUACCCCUUAAAAUUUAACAACUGAGUCUCGUCCUUCAUAAGGAUCAGGGCUUUCCGCCCCAUUUUCCAUCUCACUCGGAUCCUGUCCGUUCCCGUCCGGGCACACGGGACUUUUCCGCCUGGAGGCGGCCGCGGGGAUGCCGGCCGCUCCCCACGCGGGCCCGGCCGCAGCGGCGCGGCAGGAGCAGCGCCCGGCCCGCGGCACCACGCCGCUACAUUCCACACGGGACGAGCUCGCGCGCACGGCGCUUCAUACCACAACUGAGGGUUUGGUCUUUCCUUUAUUCCACGGUGUCUCAUUGGGAUGCAUCCGUCUCUGAGUGUUACUCUGGAUCUGACUCAAUAAGCAAUAGAUAACGGCGAGGGAAACCCCAGCUCCCGGCCCGGGGACUGUUUUUCAAAGCCACCCUUAGAUAUCUUGUAUAUAAUUUAGAACUUCACUUUUUUCACCAUCGAGUGUUCUCCUCUCUCCAAACAGUGUUGCCUGCAAAGACUUUGGGUUCCGUGACGUAUUCCACAUCCUUAGUAGCGUUGCCAUAUCUGCUUUUAUUUUAUUUUAUUUUAUUUUUAUAACAUUAAAAUAAUUCCUGGCUUUUUUAUUUUUUCUUUAUUUUUUUUCCUCAUUAGUUUUCCCUAUUUUUCUCUUUUCUGUCUUUUUUAAUCAU